This is a messenger RNA of Rubroshorea leprosula, 1037 nucleotides long. The record is from the annotation of a GenBank genome assembly. Lineage: Eukaryota; Viridiplantae; Streptophyta; Magnoliopsida; Malvales; Dipterocarpaceae.
AUUGCUUAAUUAUAAGUUAAAUACCCUAGCCAAUCAAAGAACCGAUUCCAGGGUCCCCCAAACAUGAAACUGUAUGUAAUCACUUAGCUCAAAAUAUAUGAUUGCAAAUUAAGAAAUCAAGUCCCACUAAUCUCUCUCCAGUGCUUUUCUUACUCUCUGUUCCAUUUUAUAAGCUCUUAUACUCUUCCUCUGCCAAAAUCCAUGCCAUAGAUAUAGUAUCAUCACUUAACUUGUCUUUUGUAGAGAAAUUUUCUCACACGUUAUAAAUAUGGUACUUCUCCUACACACCCAACAAGAAAACUCCUCAUGAGUUCUUGAACCAAGCCAUUAUUUUAGUACCAUCCCUCCCUUUCAGCUCUCACCACACAUAUAUUCAAACAUAUAUAAUGUCAAGAACAGCUGCAGACACUCUCAUUGUUGGUAGGGUAGUUGGGGAUGUUGUUGAUCCAUUCAUUCCAAGUAUAAAGAUGACUGUCACCUACAACAACAAGAGAGUCAGCAAUGGACAUGAGUUCUACCCUUCCGCAGUCGCAACCAGACCAAGAGUAGAGGUUCAAGGAGGUGAUUUGAGGGAUUUCUUUACUCUGGUGAUGACAGACCCGGAUGCUCCUGGACCUAGUGAUCCUUACUUAAGGGAGCACCUGCACUGGAUAAUAACUGACAUCCCAGGCACAACAGAUGCAACAUUUGGAAGGGAGGUGGUGAGCUAUGAGAUGCCAAGGCCUAAUAUUGGGAUCCACAGGUUCGUCUUUGUUCUGUUCAAGCAGAAACGUCGACAGACCAUUAACGCACCACCGUCAAGGGAUCACUUCAGUACCCGAGAUUUCGCCGCCGAGAAUGAUCUCGGCCUCCCUGUUGCCGUAGUCUACUUCAAUGCACAGAGAGAAACCGCUGCAAGAAGACGCUAACCCUUCUCAUGUUAGCACACUUUUAAUUAAUAAUUUGCAAAGGCUCCUUGAUUUGUCUCUGCAAUACCAUUUCUGUGUGCCCUUUGACCAUAUCCUUAUCUAGUAUUUUUGUGUCAGCUGAACUUGUGG